This is a messenger RNA of Hyla sarda, 2616 nucleotides long. RefSeq names its product zinc and ring finger 2 (gene ZNRF2). Lineage: Eukaryota; Metazoa; Chordata; Amphibia; Anura; Hylidae. Bases 521 to 1249 code for a protein of 242 amino acids. The record is from RefSeq and is a predicted model, not a curated record. The transcript is spliced from 5 exons.
GCGCGAAAACGGGGCGGUGCCUGCGGUUGUGAGGAGGAGCCGCCAUGACAGCAGGGAGGAGCGCCGCCACUGACUGGAGCCCGAGCUGGGGGCGGCGGCGGCGGCACCUCCUGAGGACGGAAAGGGACAAAUGCAUUUUCCUCCGACCGGGCACAUGUCAUGUACACAGCGCACGUCAUAACACACCGCGGGCUGCAGCAGUGGGCGUGACGCCAUGUCCCCCUCCCUGACACUCCGGUCUGGCGGAAAGUUUACGAGUUGUCAGCCGCUCAGGUGUCCUGUCUGCACGGUGUGACCGAGGACGGAGACGCAAGCUGUACGGCAGGAGUGACGGGCACCAUGAAGCCGGACACCCGUACUGCCAGGUGCUGCUGUAGGUAACACAGGAGGGCACUGGAGACCGCCGGACACACCGGAGCAGCACACCGGGAGAUGAGCUGUCAGUAGGAUGUAGCGCAUUGUACGGCCACUGACCGGAGAGCGCACUGUUCACAGACUCUACGCGUUAUCUACACGGUGCAUGCGAGGUGACCCGGCCGGGUGUGUGCUGGGGAUGGGCGGACGGCAGAGCAGCAGCCCGGCCUCGGACGGACGGACACGGGCGUACUCAGGUUCAGACAUCCCUUCCAGCACGGGCCGGGGACCCAUCAGGGGCCCAGCGGGGGUGGCAGCCUCUACUUCUUCCCCCCUGGCCAGGUACCCGUACAUGCACGGAGGACACUCAGCGGCGGCAGUGGCCGGGAGCGGGGCUGGAGGCUCGGACCACACGCCGUCAGCCCUGGGCUCCCGGAGCCGAUCUGUAGGAGGGAUCCGAAGCCAGGCCCAGCUCAGUCAGGCCGGGCUCAGUAUACCGGGAGCUGCGAGGGACUCCGGCAGCAGCACACCCGAGGAGGGCGGCAGAGAGCGGGCACCCGGGGGAGGAGGCGGCGGCGGCUCCAGGCUUCUCAUCGGCUCGCUGCCCUCUCACCUCUCCCCGCACCUCUUUGGAGGAUUUAAGUGCCCAGUCUGCUCAAAAUUCAUUCCUACUGACGAAAUGGAUUUGCACCUUGUGAUGUGCUUAACAAAACCAAGAAUAACUUAUAAUGAGGAUGUUCUUGGCAAAGAUGCUGGGGAAUGUACAAUAUGUCUAGAAGACCUACAGCAAGGGGACACAAUAGCAAGAUUACCCUGUUUAUGUAUAUACCACAAAGGGUGUAUAGAUGAAUGGUUUGAAGUAAAUCGAUCUUGUCCUGAGCACCCGUCAGACUAAACAGAGGUUAUCGUAUACGAUAACUUUAUCUCCCUGCUAGAAGAAAAUGACCUAAGGAACAGGCUUCCAUCUGCUGUGACUAUCUUGAGAAGGGGCAUUAUAGGCCUCCCUGCCUUAGACCUAGCUUCAGUGAAGAUGAGGGACAAUAGAUUUCCUCAGAGAUCAGUGUGCCAAACGUUCACUAUGUAAGGAUGCACACAGGGAUUUUCAAAAUGCUGCACAUACUGUUUGAGAAGAAAAAAAAUACUUGUGCCCCACCAUUUCUAUCAAUGAACAAUAUAUAAUGUAGGCCAAAGUUAACUCUUGUCCCUGCGUUGAAUUUUUAUUUUUAAUUUUUUUUAAAUGACCUACACAGCUGGCAGCCAGUAAGUUGAUUUUUUUCCCUCUAUAAGAGCUUCAACUACAGGAUCUUGGACUGGGCUGGGAUGAGAACAUCUCUAAAAUAUUUUUUUCUUUUAUUGACAUAUAUACAUGCUUUUUAGAUGCCAAAAUCAAAACAGUUUAUGGUACAGACCCAUUUUUGUACUUUGACAAGACAAUGUGAAAUCGUACAAGUGUUUGUUUUUUCUUUUCUAUUUUUUCUCGCUCUAGUAGUAUAGGACUUCCCAAAACUACCAUUUUUGUGUGUCUGUUCAUUGUCUAGAUAUGCAGACUGUCGCUGGAUGCCUCCAGAAGUUGAUUACCAUACUAGCAUAUUUUCUUACCAAUUAACCCUUUCAUCUUAGAGCCACAACCUGCAUCUGAGUGGUAAUAUUUUUUUUUUCUUCAAACAUUUUAUAAUCAGUCAGGGAACAUAAGCCAUUAAAGUGCCAUUAAACAUAAAGCAGUUGGUAUGUUUACAUCAGUUUAGUAAAAUGUGUAGCUUUUACUGCAUACAAAAGACAAUGCUAUCUAUGUAAUAUCUGAGUUUUAAAAACUUACUGUAUGAGUUGGGUAGAACAGUGUAAAAGACAUCCAGCAUGUGAUACAAAGUUAUGUCUAAUCCAAUAAGGAGUAUAUAGUCCAGUAAACUCUACUGAAGAUAAAUCCUUCCACAAUACUAAUAAUGUAACUGUUAAAAGACUUGGCCCAUUAGGACAACUCCUGUCCCUAGGCCAAAUCUGGAUGUCAUAGUGGGCAAUCCACAACUUAGGACUACUUAUGGUUUACCAUAGCAGUGAAAUAAAGAAUGCAACUCCCCUUAGGAUGCAGUGCUCUACUGUAAUGACAUUUCAAGACUGUAUGCUUGGUAAUUGAAAAUCUAAUAGGCUUUUAUAUGCUAAAAAGUAAUUAUUCUUUUUCUCAUCUGUUUAGUUACAAUCACUCAUGAAAUAGACUAAUACAUUGUACUUGAGAUGUAGAGUAUAUAUAUAUAUAUAUAUAUAUAU